AUGUCAGAAGGAACAGAGGGAAGGUCGACCUCGAAAGAUGCUGACUUUGUAUUGACACACGUACUGCGAGGUCAUACGUCGGAUGUUCGAUCAAUAGCAACCACGCUCGACCAACUCUCGCAUCGUGAAGCGCUGCUUUCUGGCUCGCGAGACGAAACUGCAACCUACUGGUCCCGACCUUGCGCUGCUCCAUCCGAUUUACCAGCAGCCUGCUUCGACAAGGGGGCGACAUUUCUCGGCCAACGCUUCUGUAAUGCUGUCGACUUUGUUCGAUCUGCUCCUUUGUUUGGGCUGCCAAGAGGGCAGAUUUUGAUGGGAGGCCUCGAUUCGCAGAUCCGUUGCUUCGACCCUCUUCGCUCAGACAAGCCCCUGCAGGUGCUCUCGGACCACUGGGACAACGUCUCGGUCUUGUCAUCGUAUACAGGCAGCUCGGAACAAGCAGAGGCAGCGAGUGACUCGCUACCCCUCUUUAUCUCAGCCAGCUGGGACAAGACUGCCCGAGUUUGGCUCUGGGACCCUGUAGAUGCCAAGUGGAUCUCCAAGUAUGUGCUUCGCGGCCAUGACGAGGCGGUAUGGGGAGUACAGAUCGUCGAGCCUCCAUCCUCGGCUGGGGCGGCAGAACUGUCUCAACAGGGCAGAUACCUAACCUCCUCCGCAGACCUUUUCAUUCGCCUCUUUAAUGGUGAACAGCUCACCGCCGUCUAUGCCGGGCACACAGACGUCGUUCGCUCUUUGAAACUGCUACCGACGUUACCCGCAUCAGCCGUUGCUGGGCUGGAAGCAUCCACGUCGACUAGCGACAAUCCGACCUACUACCCCAACGAGCUGCUGUUUGCUUCUACUUCCAACGACGGUACAGUUCGCAUUUGGUCUCUCGAUGCCCGUCGCAGUCCAACCCGCGGUAAUGGCGGCGAGGCACUGCGUGUUCUCCGCGGUCACACCAGUCUGGUGUACGACGUAGCUGCUUGCAUCCAACACGAGACUAGCAGCCCAAGACUCGUCAGCAGCGGCGAAGACGGCACCUUCCGCGUAUGGGACUGGGUAUCGGGCGAGCUCUUGCAGACGGUAGCUGUGCCCGUCAUCUCGGUCUGGUCGAUAGCUGUUCUCCCUGAAUCGGAGGACGUCGUCGUCGGUUGCAGUGAUGGCCUCGUCCGUGUCUACUCGCAGCAUCCGGGCUCCACUGCACCCUCCUCAGACAGCAACUUCACGGGAGCACUUCUGUCCGACAGGGAGGCAGCCAUCGAAGCACAGAAAGCGCACGAAGUCCAGCAACGUCAUACACUUGCGGUCCAAGCUAAACAAGCUUCACCGAGCUCUGUCGGAGAAGGUGGUGAAGCUGCGCAAGGCGAUGGUGAGGUGUAUCAAGGCCAGCGAUACGACUUUGUACUUCGAAUCGACGUCUCGGACGAUGCCGAGCCGCUACCCCUACCCAUCAAUCGGGGCGAUGACAGAAGGAAGGUCGCAACCGAGUUUGUCGCCCUUCAUCAGCUUCCUGAUUCCUACGUUGAUAGGAUCGUCGACUUUGCCGAUCUGGUUCUUGGCUGA
Molecule: messenger RNA, 1545 nt
Organism: Sporisorium graminicola
Lineage: Eukaryota; Fungi; Basidiomycota; Ustilaginomycetes; Ustilaginales; Ustilaginaceae
Exons: 2
Coding region: 1-1545 (514 amino acids)
Biological process (GO): ubiquitin recycling; proteasome-mediated ubiquitin-dependent protein catabolic process
Cellular component (GO): nucleus; cytoplasm
Molecular function (GO): ubiquitin binding
Source: RefSeq, a predicted model, not a curated record